CUGUUAUCCAGUGUGGACCAUUCAUGUUGGUCCAUAUUAACGAUAUCGGAAGAUUAGUGUUUCCUCGCAUGGUACUCCGUAAUUAAUAUCUCUCGAUACGAUGAAGCUUAAAACCCAUUGUUACAGACACCAACAACAAUCACAACGCAAUGGAAAACAACGCCGAUGACAGAGAAGAUUCAAAGCCAGUAGUUCUAAUCACAGGUUGUACAGGUGGAGGAAUUGGUCACGCGCUUGCACGCUCCUUCGCAGCCAACAGUUGCAAGGUUGUUGCCACCAGCAGGUCACUUUCCAGCAUGCCGGACUUAGACAACGAUCCCAAAUUCUUCCUUCAAGAACUCGAUGUUCAAUCCGAUGAAAGUGUUAACAGAGUUGUUGAUACUGUUUUGAAUAAAUUUGGUCGUAUCGAUGUUCUUGUUAAUAACGCUGGUGUUCCUUGUGUGGGCCCACUCGCUGAGAUUCCUCUCUCUCAGAUUCAAAGCACCUUUGAAACUAAUGUCUUUGGUUCCAUGAGAAUGGUUCAGGCUGUGGUUCCUCACAUGGCAACUAGGAAGCAGGGAAAGAUUGUCAACGUUGGCAGUGUCACCGGUUUGGCAUCUGGACCUUGGACGGGUGCUUACAGUGCUUCUAAAGCUGCUCUUCAUGCUUUGACAGAUACAUUAAGAUUGGAACUUGGACAUUUUGGAAUUGAUGUUGUGAAUGUUGUCCCUGGAGCUGUGAAGUCAAAUAUCGGAAAUUCUGGCAUAGCGAUCUACAAUCGCAUGCCAGAGUGGAAACUCUUCAAGCCAUUCGAAGCAGCAAUCCGAGAGAGAGCUCUAUUAUCUCAGAGGUCAAGAUCUACACCUACAGAUGAGUUUGCUAAACACACUGUAGCUGCUGUCCUUAGGAAGAAACCACCUGCAUGGUUCUCCUAUGGCCAUUACUCGACUGUCAUGGCUAUUGUGUAUCAUUUACCACUUUGUGUUAGAGACUUUCUUUUUAAGAAAGCAAUGAAAUGCUGAGCUGCACAUAUCAUUGGGGACAGUUUUGUUGUUGGGGCUUUUAUUUGUAAUAUUUGACUUGACUUCAAUAAGAUUUAAUCCAUGAUAUAGCUACUUGAA
Trifolium pratense (red clover) is the source of this 1100-nucleotide messenger RNA. RefSeq names its product short-chain dehydrogenase RED1-like. Gene Ontology annotation, molecular function: oxidoreductase activity. The transcript is spliced from 3 exons. The coding region runs from base 150 to 1001 and encodes 283 amino acids. NCBI's taxonomy places the organism in Eukaryota, Viridiplantae, Streptophyta, Magnoliopsida, Fabales, Fabaceae. Gene Ontology annotation, cellular component: endoplasmic reticulum. The record is from RefSeq and is a predicted model, not a curated record.